AUGCAGCUGGAUGAGUUGAAGCAGGCUGUGCAGACGCAAGUGUCCCAGCAUGAGCUGCACGAUGCGAUUCGAGCGUGUGUUGCGGAGAUGUUGGACGCUGGGAUUGAUCCGCAGCGUGAGCCCGACAUUCUGCGCGUUCGACUUCGUGAACGGGGCAUUGUUGACAGAGUCAUCAGCGGCAUAGGCCUGGCCGCGCGCCCCGCGCGCCCAGAAACGCUGGUGGCCAGUCAAGCCCGUCCGUCCCGUGGCCUUGACCAGCGGGAUCCGCGGCACCAAUACAUUCAUCUGACCAUCGGUGGUGGCGCGGCCUUUUUGGACGCGGAAGGAAGCGUGCAUAGCCACUUGCAGUUACAUGCAGCCUAUGGCCAAGAGCGCUAUCGAUCAGCAUUGGUCCCCUUUGCAGCUGAACCGGAUCUGCAUGAAUCUUUUCUCUUCAAACUUGAACGCAACAGUCAUACGUCUUCGCAUGCCAUUGUGGACGCACGCCAGGGUAUCCAUCUCGUACUGACCCGCGUUUCCCUGGGAUCGCGAAAACACACUGAAUUGCUGAGCUCUCACUUUAUCGACUGGCGUCAGUAUCUUCUGCGACAAUCGCGCCAAGCCAGCCAUGGAUGGCACAGCUUGGAGAUGCGUGGCGUGGGAGCCACGGCUCAUAUCCCAGCUGGCAUUUUGUAUGCGCAACUUGACUUGCUUCCCGCCUUGCCCGAGCAUUUGACUUCUGACGCACUUGAAGCUGAAUUGGCCCAUCAACGAGAGGUCUCGCUGCGUCAUCAGCGGCUCUUCAUCACGGCUGCCCAGCGAUGGUGGGAACAGUUUAUCGAGAUACGCGCCGCCCACCUCAAGCGGCUCGUCAAGCUCUUUGCCAGCUCAGAAAACCAAGACCGCAUGCCCGUGUGCUGCUUUCCCUGCGUCAUCCCACCCAAAUCAUACGUCUGCGUUGGCGUUCGAGCCGCCACGGACGAGGAAGACGGUUGGGCUCUGCAUUUCUGGGUCAUGACCUUGGCUCCCGGUGAAGUUUGUUUCUGGGAGCCUCGCAACGGCCAGCGAAUCUCACUGCGCACGGAUCACGAGGCAGUUGCUCGCUACGUCAGCCUCGACACCGUCUUCAACCACGAGCGCUUCUAUGCCAACGUGCAAGAGACAAAUCGCCUGGCCAACAUGACCUUUGACCUCCGCAACGAGGCCGCUUGGAAGGCUUUUGCGCCCGAUGCAUUGCGUGAUGCGCGUGCAGCCUUUGCCGAGCGCGUUCCAACUCCUCGCCUUGCUUUGCCCUCGCUGCAUCGUGAGACUAUUGCGCAGCAGCUCGAACUCGAUCUUCGUGAAGCCCUAUUGCAGGCACGGCAUGGCAUGGGUUUGUCAACGUCCGUGGACGCCCAGCUUGCCUGCAUUCUCCCCCAAGCUUUGGCGGCCUAUGAGAUGGAGCGGGUUACCGGCCUGACCACGGGCAACGAGGAGUUUCAGUGGGCCGUUAAGGCACGCGUGCCGCCAGGGCAUACUUUCAAGGGCUUUCCCCUGGUCGUCAAUCAUGCUGCAAGUCACGUUGUAUUUGAUCGUAUCAUGUCUUCAGAGGUUGGACGGGCCAUCGUGGGGGCUGAAGGUAAGCGACACGGACGUGGCUUCUAG
This is a messenger RNA of Monosiga brevicollis MX1, 1623 nucleotides long. RefSeq lists its product as uncharacterized. The transcript has 13 exons. The coding region runs from base 1 to 1623 and encodes 540 amino acids. NCBI's taxonomy places the organism in Eukaryota, Choanoflagellata, Craspedida, Salpingoecidae. The record is from RefSeq and is a predicted model, not a curated record.